AUGCGGAUAGCCCUACCGCUCUACCUCGUCGCUACCAUCCUUGGCUUCGUCUACGCUGGGGAUGCACAAGACGAGGUAUGCCCGGCGCUAAGCCCCAUCCUUCAUUGGACAGCCCCAAAAUGCCCCGCGGCCGACGCGCCGAAGGUCAUUCCGCCAGCCGAAGAGCAAGACCUGCCAGGCUUUGAAGAAUGGAAGCGGCUCCAAGAAAGCCCAGAAGAGCCUACCCCUACCCCACUCCCCUCCGAGCCAGCCCUGACUCCCAGCCCGUCUCACACCGAGCGCCCGAUCUCCAAUCACAAGUACAACUAUGCCUCGCCCGAUUGUGGCGCACGCGUCCAUUCGUCGUCCAAGCUCAGCCAACACGCCUCGUCGGUCCUGCACAAAUCGCGCGACCGCUACAUGCUCACACCCUGCAAGGCGGGGGAGCACUGGGUGACCAUCGAGCUUUGUGACGAGGUCAGGGUGGAGGCGGUGGAGAUUGCCGUCUGGGAGUUUUUCAGCGGGAUCGUGCGGGAGGUCAGGGUCAGUGCGGGCGAGGAGGGCGAGCAGGUCGAGGUGGGGACGUUCGUGGGAAAGAACGUCAGAGGUGUCCAAGUCUUCACGCUGCCCACCCCCACAUCCUUUUAUCGCUUCCUCAGGCUCGACUUUUCCUCCUUUUACGGUUCAGAAUACUACUGCCCGGUAUCCCAAAUCAAGGUGUUCGGGAUGAACCAGCUCGAGGCUUUCAAAUGGGAACAGAAGGGCAAGGUGGAAGAGGUAGAAGUCAAGGUGGAAGAAAAGGUGGACGAAGCCGCGGUAGCGAGGCGGAAGGAGGAGGAGAUGCGGGAAAGGGAGCUGGGCGAACUGGAAAAGCUCGUUCAAGCACAGGCGAGGCGACACCAGGAGACCGAUGUUCUACCAAUUCUCGACGCCGGCAACAGCACCAAACCGGGUCGGCGAGACUCGGAAUCCAUCUAUGCCUUUAUCAUCCGGCGCGUCAAUGACCUCGAGGGAAAUUCAUCCCUGGUGGCGAGGUACAUUGACGAGCAGUCCAAAGCGAUGCGGACCAUGCUCAAUAAGACGGAGCGGGAAAUUCUGAAAAAGCUCGAAGUGGAGGAUAGGUCUCGGUGGGAGCAAGAACGUAUGCGCCAUGAGGAUCGUCUCGGCCGGAUCAUCUCUCAGCUCGAGCAGCAGCGAGCGGUACUCGAUCUCGAUCGGAAGAGCAUCGAGUCGCAACUUCGGAUUCUUGCAGAUGAGCUCGGAUUCGAGCGGCGGCGGGGGCUGGCUCAACUGUUCAUCAUCAUUGUCAUAAUCAUCCUCGGGGUGGCGUCGCGGAGCACCACAAUUGACGCGCUGCUUCAGCCGCUGCUUGCCGAGGCUAGGCGGCGAAAGCAGUCGCUUCGUCCUGAUCGUCGCAAAACACCCAUCCCUCGUUCCGCCUCUACAUCCGUCGACUUUUUCCCCCGCCCCAGAGCAUCCCUUCCUCGGCCAAUGCCGCAUCGGCGCAUCGCGCGGAACGCACAUCUGCACGCACUCAAACCCUCGCCCCGCGAGGUCGACUGGGCCUCGGCGUCGGAGGUGGACGAGGCGGAGGACGUCACCAAGGAGCUCAAGGAUAUCUGGAAUGCAUCCUAG
Molecule: messenger RNA, 1614 nt
Organism: Dioszegia hungarica
Lineage: Eukaryota; Fungi; Basidiomycota; Tremellomycetes; Tremellales; Bulleribasidiaceae
Product: UNC-like C-terminal-domain-containing protein
Exons: 3
Coding region: 1-1614 (537 amino acids)
Biological process (GO): protein folding in endoplasmic reticulum
Cellular component (GO): cytoplasm; membrane
Source: RefSeq, a predicted model, not a curated record